UCCAUUAACCCAUACCCACAAGACAAAAUAAUCCUUAAACCUUAAACCCUUCCCAAAAACACAACCUUAUUAGCGUCGCGCAGCAAUUUCUUCUCCGAAACAAUCCAAACUUUUACGAUGAAUCGCAUGAAAGCAAUAACCACUUCCCUCAAAUUCCUCAAAUCAUCAUCAUCAUCAUCACGCGCUACACAAGUUCUUGCAACUGGGUACCAGGUUUCUCAUUUUUCUUCUUCCUCCUUUUCACUUCCUAUGUUGAAUCGUUCACACAAUUUAUUACCUUUUCACAACAGUCAUAAAAAACACUAUUUUUCUUCAAAACCCAACUCAAUUUUAGAGCGUGUUUACACCAAUGAUUGGUCUGAAGAGUUAGAGAAAGAAUUUGAAGAAUGUCGUGAAUCAUUGACCCAUGAAACUGUUGUUUAUGUUUUGAAGCGAUUGGAUAAUAACCCUCUUAAAGUUUUCACCUUUUUCAAUUGGGUCAGUGAGAAAGAGUGGUUUAUGGCUAGUUCUUCGGCUUAUAGCUUGGUUCUCAGGAUUUUAGCUAGGAAUAAGAAUAUGAAAGAGUUUUGGAUUGUUCUUAAGGCUAUGAAGGAAAAUGGGUUUUAUUUAGAUGAAGAGACACAUUUGAUACUUUCGGCAGAUUUGAAAAAGGCGAAGAUGAAGAGUGAUGUUGUUGAGUAUUCACGUUUCUAUAAAGGGAUGCUUGAGCAGGAUGCAAUGCAGAGUGUUGUCAAAAAGGUGGUUGGUAUUAUUUCAGGGUCUGAUUGGGACAAUGAGAUUGAGAAUGAACUCGAGAAGGUUAAAAUUCAACUUUCGGACAAUUUCGUGAUUAGGGUUAUGAAAGAGCUUCGAAAUAGUCCUUUAAAGGCUUAUAAGUUUUUUCAUUGGGUUGGAAAGCAAUCUGGUUAUCUACAGAAUACAGUGACUUAUAAUGCAGUUGCUAGAGUUCUUCCUAGAAUGGAGUCAAUUGAGAAGUUUUGGAGUAUUCUUGAGGAGAUGAAGAGUGUCGGUCAUGAAUUGGAUCUUGAUACUUACAUUAAGAUAUCGAGGCAGCUUCUAAAUAAUAGGAUGAUGGAGGACAGUGUCAAGCUUUACGAGCAUAUGAUGGAUAGUUCAUAUAAGCCUACAGCUCCGGAUUGCAUUGUGCUUUUAAAGAGCCUAUCUACAAAGGAUAAGCCAGAUUUGGAUUUAGUUUUCAGGGUAACUAAGAAAUUUGAGUCAACAGGGUAUACUCUUUCCAAGGCAGUCUAUGAUGGUAUUCAUAGGUCUUUGACAGGUGCUGGGAAAUUUGAUGAAGCUGAAAAGAUUGUCGAGACCAUGAAAAAUGCUGGCUACGAACCAGAUAACAUCACAUACAGUCAACUUAUUUUCGGAUUUUGUAAGACGAGGAGGUUCAAAGAAGCACUUAAGGUAAUCGAUCAUAUGCAAGCUAUCAAUCUUUGGGUUGACAUCAAGACUUGGACCAUCUUGAUCCAAGGGUACUGUGAUGCCGGCGAACUAGAUGGUGCGUUACUUGGUCUUUAUAAGAUGAUGGAAAAGUCUUCCAGUCCAGAUGCUGAAUUGUUGGAAGUACUGGUUGAUGGUUUUAUUAAGCAAAAGAGAAUAGACGAUGCAUACAAGUUGCUUCUAGAGAUAUCUGGCAAGUGUCAUUUAAGUCCAUGGCAAGCUACAUUCGAGAAACUGAUUGAUAGUCUAUUAAGAGUCAGAAAGUUUGAGGAGGCGCUCGACCUUCUUCGUUUGAUGAAGUCUAAACAAUGCUCUCCAUACCAUGAACCAUUUGCAUCAUAUAUUUCGAAGUUUGGGACCGUGGAGGAUGCUGUGGAAUUCCUGAAAGCAUUGAGUAUAAAAAAUUACCCAUCUCAAACAGUUUACCUCCAAAUUUUUGAAUCCUUAUUUCAAGAAGGUAGACUUUCAGAGGCCAAAGAUCUAUUGUACAGGUGUCCUCACCAUAUCCGGGAAAAUAUUAAAAUCUCCAAACUUUUUGAUUCAUCCAAGAGUCAGGCGACCGAGAGUCAAAUGGCUGCUACUUGAUCCCUAUUUUUUUGUACGUACGGGGCAAAAAACACUUGUGUAAACCUGUAAUUUCAUCACAGAGAGCAAUUUUUUUAGAGGGUUUACUCAUCACAGCUUCUGUGUUCAUCUAACAGAGUAUGACCUUUCUGAGUGCUGUUUUUAGGUGACAGUUAAGCUUCAAAGGUUUUUGUUUUCAUUUUU
Messenger RNA from Medicago truncatula (barrel medic), 2214 nucleotides. Its product is annotated as pentatricopeptide repeat-containing protein At3g48250, chloroplastic. Bases 118 to 2031 code for a protein of 637 amino acids. NCBI's taxonomy places the organism in Eukaryota, Viridiplantae, Streptophyta, Magnoliopsida, Fabales, Fabaceae. The record is from RefSeq and is a predicted model, not a curated record. Gene Ontology annotation, biological process: RNA splicing. Gene Ontology annotation, molecular function: protein binding. The transcript has a single exon.